AAUUGCAGCUAGCUUCUGAGAAGAAACAGGCUGCCACAUUUGGCACCAUCUGAAGGUUUUGGCUGAAGUGAAAAUGAAGGAGCUCAGAAGUACAACCUGAAAACCUUGGUGAUGUUGUCCUGGAAGGAGGAGGGAAGCUCCAUGUGAUAAAAAAUCAACUUGUAUAGGGCAAUUGUGAGCAGAAAGACAACCAGAAAGAGUUGAACAGCAUAGCACACACUAUCCUUCUCCCACUCAGAUGCAGCCACCUUUUUGUUUUGUUUGUUAAAGGAAGGUAUAUGUGAUAAAUCAACUUGGGCAGGGCAAUUUUUAGCUGGAAACAAAUGGAAGGGAAAUAGUUAAGCAUUCUCUCCCACCCACCCCCAUCCUUCUUCCACUCAGAUGCAACCAGUUUAGCAGUCUCCGUUGUUUCCACAGAAUCAGGAAGUCAGUGCAGUUUGAGACUGUGAAGCUGGUAAGUUGCGACAUGAUUAGUGUUUUAUUGUUUGCCUGAGAUCUUUAUUGGAAGUGAUUAAUAAAACAAAUUUGAAUACUAAACUUUUUGCAGAAUCCUAAAUAAGAACUUCAAAGUUAUUUCAGCAGCUUCUCUAUUGUGACCUAAAUUUCAAGGAAAACCUAAAAUAAAGAGUGCUGAUUCUGCAUCUAAGUAAGAAUGGCAGAGGUAGUGGUCUUGUUUCUCACUCUCUGCGUCCAGUUGCUAGCCCUGCCUCUAUAUAUACUAUCAUUUUUGGGAAUAUGGCAGCCCUUCUGCAAAAAGAUUUUCUUUCCCUUUUUUCUGGAGAAAUUUACUGCUGACUACAAUCAGAAAAUGUUACAACGGAAACAGGACUUGUUCCAUAACAUGAUGGACUUUUCAGAUCCCUCAGGGAAACUGACAGUGCUGGAGAUAGGCACUGGGACUGGCUCCAACUUCCAGUUCUUUCCGCCCAACUGCAGAGUCAUAUGUACGGAUCCCAACCCCCACUUUCAGGAGCGUCUAGCUAAAAGCAUGGCCCGAAACAAGCAUCUUGAAUAUGGCCAGUUCAUAACAACUUCAGGAGAGGACUUGAGCCAGGUACCUGAUGCCUCUGUGGAUGUCGUAGUUUCUACUUUGGUCUUGUGCUCUGUGAAGAACAUGAAAGCCGUUUUGAGAGAAGUCUGCAGAGUGCUCAAGUCGGGUGGAGCUUAUUAUUUCCUGGAGCAUGUCACUGCAGAUCAUUCAAGCUGGACCUUCUUUUGGCAACAAGUGUACUCUCCAACAUGGAGACUUCUGUUUGAUGGCUGCAACCUAACAAGAGAGACCUGGGCUGACAUUGAAAAGGCCAACUUCUCAGAAAUAAAGUUACAACACAUACAAGUCCCAUUAUGUUGGACAGUCAUUCAACCACAUAUAAUUGGUUAUGCUGUGAAAUAACUAUCAGUGUAUGUAUUUACUAGAAGUAAGUCUCACUAGAUCUGAAGAAGACUGCUGUCUUAAGCACUCUUACCUGGCAGUAAGUAACUCCAUUUAUUUUAGUGGGGGAUUACUUUCAAAUAAACAUGAACAUCAUCGCUGUCUAGGCCACCAAUCUUAAAAACAUUUUGAGGUAGCAAGUUCCACUGAACUCUGUGAGAUUUUACUUUUGAGUAAAUGUGUUUAUGGUUGCACUUUUUAGAGAUGCCAUUCUAAAGAAAGGUGGUUACUUCUCUGAAAAUGAAUCCAGCCAGUUACACUGAACCAAGUGUAAGCUAGUACAAACCAUAGCUCAUUUCAAUUGUUUUAUUGCAAAUAAAAGCAUGGAUAAAUAUAAUCAUAAAA
Heteronotia binoei (common prickly gecko) is the source of this 1777-nucleotide messenger RNA. RefSeq names its product thiol methyltransferase 1A (gene TMT1A). The record is from RefSeq and is a predicted model, not a curated record. NCBI's taxonomy places the organism in Eukaryota, Metazoa, Chordata, Lepidosauria, Squamata, Gekkonidae. The coding region runs from base 653 to 1393 and encodes 246 amino acids. Gene Ontology annotation, molecular function: S-adenosylmethionine-dependent methyltransferase activity. The transcript has 2 exons.